Molecule: messenger RNA, 930 nt
Organism: Suillus paluster
Lineage: Eukaryota; Fungi; Basidiomycota; Agaricomycetes; Boletales; Suillaceae
Exons: 4
Coding region: 1-930 (309 amino acids)
Source: RefSeq, a predicted model, not a curated record
AUGAAGACAGUUUGGAAGUCCAGUGAUGAUGCUGUGUUGAUAGCAACACUUCUGAAGGAACGGGAGGAGGGUCAUCAAUCUGACUCAGGAUUCAAACUGAAGUCAUUUGUUGCUUGCACGGAAGCACUCAAAGGGAGUGAGAAGACAAGUGGAGGUGUUGCAAAGACAUCUGGCUCAUGUCAUGAUCGUUGGGGAAAGGCAUGUCUUCUCAAAAAAGACUUCGCUGUUAUUAAAAAACUCCAAUCUGGAUUUGGCUGGGACAACACUUUGAAGAUUGUAACUGCCCCACCAGACGUCUGGGAGAAAUAUCUCGCGACACACACAAAAGCAAAAGUCUGGAGGAAGAAAUCUUUUCCGCUCUACGACAGCAUCCAGAUUCUCAUUGAGGGGAUUAUUGCAACUGGCGAAAAUGUCUUUCAUGUGGGCAUGACUACCACGACCGAAAUUGUUGACACCACCCUCCCAUUCAACUAUCCUGCUGAUUCAGGUGAAGAACAUGAAUUGUUGGAUGACAAAAAUGAUGAGGAUGUCAAUGACUCACAGACACCCAUCAAACCCAACAAUCGGAAAUGUUCGGCUGAAAUGACACCAUUUUGUAGUAGCUGCAAGUGCCAGUCAACCAGCUGUGCCAUCCAUCGUUCUUUGAGUGGUCAUGGCUCAGGUACUGAUGCCAUGUUUUUGGUUGCCGGAGCUAUUGAGACACUCGCUGAUAAAUUUGACGUGUCUGGUGGGCUCACUUCUCCAGAACGUCAUAGUGCUGCCAUCCACUGUCUCAAAGAUGAUACUGAGUUGUCCAAAACUGAGCAGGUGGCAGCUGUUCAGUUGUUCUCUCAUCAGACUGCAAUUGCAGAUUCAUACCUUGCAAUCAAGAAAAAGUCAACUCGCACUUGUUACAUUCAGUCAGAGUUAGCUGAAUUUAGUCUAGGAUAG